GGAUCCUGUUGGUAUUUUAAUCUAGUUUAGCAUGGCAGGGUUCUGACAGUACAUAUGUUCUAUGUGGGAAAUGUGUGGUUGUAGUAUUGGUUUAUUCUGACCACGCAUUUCCCGGGUCUCGUCACUUUUUCCCCGAUCCCUUACUUGUAAUUAUUUUCAGGUGUAUGUAAUUUACUUUCUCCCUAUUUAAGAGUCCUUGUGUUUGUUGUUCAUUGCACGUUCGUCUUGUCUCAUGCCCUGUCGGUUCCCGUGAGUUCUUGAUGUUUAUAGUCCUGAUCUGUUUUAUCUGUUGAAGAGUUUAUUGUUAGUUUUGUUAAAGUUUAGUGUCAGUUUAUUGUAGUGUUGUUUCCCUUGUCUUGUUUUGCCCCCUCGUGGGUUUUGUUUUCCUGUUUUUCCCCUGUUUUAUAAUAAAUCCCUUUUUGUAUACGUCCGCAUUUGGGUUCGUGUUUUGUGUUCCCCAAUUCCUGACAGAACGAACGUGCCAGAAAAGAACCCAGCGGACAUGUACACCGGUACUCGCCUGGCCAGACGGGGAAAGGGUUGCCGCCCCGCAUACGAGUCGGGUUACGAGUCUUAUGACCCGCUCGUAUGCGGACCCGUAGCCAACGUCAGGUGGAACCCGACCCUAACCGCCGAACCCCAUCGACUUCCGCCCAUCCGGGAGGGAAGGACCGUUGGGAUGUGGGGGUUCGGCGAUCCUGAACUCUCUCCUCCGGCUCCAGAGAGCCGCUCCCCACCUCGUUCCCUUCGAGGGAAGCGUGAGAGGAGGAUCUCCUGGGAGUCGUCGUCCGGGGGGUCUUCCUCCGACUUAAGAGCUCCACCACACCCUCUAUCUGCUCCGCGACCCCGAAGGAAGAACAGGAGGAAGGGGGAGAUUGUUCAGCCACCAGAACGCCCAGAGCCGUCGCCACAGCCGCCGACGCAGCCGCCAGAGCGCGCAGAGCCGCCGACGCAGCCGCCAGAGCGCGCAGAGCCGCCGACGCAGCCGCCAGAGCGCGCAGAGCCGCCGACGCAGCCGCCAGAGCGCGCAGAGCCGCCGACGCAGCCGCCAGAGCGCGCAGAGCCGCCGACGCAGCCGCCGGAGCGCCCAGAGCCCCCGACGCUACCGCCGGAGCGCACAGAGCCGUCGACGCGACCGCCAGAGCGCACAGAGGCGUGUACCCAGACGUCGGCGCAACUCCAGCCGUGUGCGCAGUCAGCGCAACUCCAGCCGUGUGCGCAGUCAGCGCAACUCCAGCCGUGUGCGCAGCCAGCGCAACCCCAGCCGUGUGCGCAGCCAGCGCAACCCCAGCCGUGUGCGCAGCCAGCGCAACCCCAGCCGUGUGCGCAGCCAGCGCAACCCCAGCCGUGUGCGCAGCCAGCGCAACCCCAGCCGUGUGCGCAGCCAGCGCAACCCCAGCCGUGUGCGCAGCCAGCGCAACCCCAGCCGUGGCCGCAGCCAGCGCAACCCCAGCCAGAUUUUGUUUUUGGCCAUGAACAUCCCGGGACUCUCCCGAAAUCCACCCAGACUCUUUCCCCACCCUCCCACCCUGGACCACCCCCUAUGAACUUUUGUGUUCCCCCACCCCCCCUCCCUUGUUUAUUAUUUUUAUUGUCCCAUCCCAAUCCAGUCAUUGUUAUGUCUUGUUUGCCCCUAAUGUUAUUUGUUAUGUUUUCAUGGUUCAUGUCGUGUAUGCAGUCCGUCUUGUCACAUGUUUAGUGUUCCCCCUUCGAAGGCGUCUGGUAGCCGCCUUUUGGAGGGGGGCGUACUGUCAGAAUCCUGCCGGAUCCUGUUGGUAUUUUAAUCUAGUUUAGCAUGGCAGGGUUCUGACAGUACAUAUGUUCUAUGUGGGAAAUGUGUGGUUGUAGUAUUGGUUUAUUCUGACCACGCAUUUCCCGGGUCUCGUCACUUUUUCCCCGAUCCCUUACUUGUAAUUAUUUUCAGGUGUAUGUAAUUUACUUUCUCCCUAUUUAAGAGUCCUUGUGUUUGUUGUUCAUUGCACGUUCGUCUUGUCUCAUGCCCUGUCGGUUCCCGUGAGUUCUUGAUGUUUAUAGUCCUGAUCUGUUUUAUCUGUUGAAGAGUUUAUUGUUAGUUUUGUUAAAGUUUAGUGUCAGUUUAUUGUAGUGUUGUUUCCCUUGUCUUGUUUUGCCCCCUCGUGGGUUUUGUUUUCCUGUUUUUCCCCUGUUUUAUAAUAAAUCC
Messenger RNA from Misgurnus anguillicaudatus (oriental weatherfish), 2179 nucleotides. NCBI's taxonomy places the organism in Eukaryota, Metazoa, Chordata, Actinopteri, Cypriniformes, Cobitidae. The record is from RefSeq and is a predicted model, not a curated record.